UGCUGUAUUUUCGUGCGCGAUCUAGUAACGUUAGGUGCUACGAGAGCUCUGUUUCAGCGUUCAGUGAGUGACGACGAAAGACGAAAUAAUAUAGCGUGUUUAAUUUUUGUGCUCGUUUUAAAUUUUAAGAAAUGUUGCAGCAGGCAGCAAUGUCGACCUUCAGCCCCCAUUAAAAAUGUGGUUUGAGCCUCAGUGGAACUGAUAUUUGCAGACCAUCUAAACUCUGAGAUAAAAUCAACUUAAACAAAACAAUCAAGAGACUUUGCAAACACAACUCCUUCGUCAUUGGACCAGAUAUGAGACAAAUGAGGUGUCGCAUGCAAGCUUAGAACCCAAGAAUGAUAUUCAAGAACUGUGCCAUGAUGGGUUUGCAGACCACUACAGGAGUAGCAGCAGGAGGUGGAGGAACGGGAUGUAAGCGAAAACUGGAAGCGGCAACUGCCCCCUUGGACUCAUCGACGCCUCCGGCGAAGACGGGUCGCUGGGAAGCGGACGAUUGCAUAGCGCGUCUCCAGGCCGUGGCCGUCCCGACGGCCGACGCCUGGAGGACUCCGACGCCGUCUCUGGCCGCCUCCCUUCUCACCACCACCGUGGCUUCGUCGGGACCGGAGGCUGUCACCACCACGUUGGACGACGACUUCGACGACGAGGAGUUUGACGAUGAGUUGUCGGAUGACGAGAAGGGUGGAAGCGGGAGCACCAUCCCCGAACCAGCCAGGUUUACACCAUACCAGUAUAGCAGGUUUCAAACUCAAACCGACUAUUGGCAAUACUACCAGCCGCCCCAGCAGCAAACGAUACGGUGCGAAGAGAACGGUAAGAGCUACCUCGAGUUGGGUGCUUCUCCCCCCGCUAGAACGCGUUGUUGUGACGGUAGGACGAGAUGGUGUCACGUACCAUGUUACCGACAGAGACGUUUAGCUGUUUUAAAUCUUUCAAUGUGCAAACUAGCCAGGUAUAGACAAUGUUCGGAUCCGUCUUUGCGUAGAUCGGUGCUGAUAUGUAACACUUUAAGGAGGCUAGAACGAGAAAUGGAGUCUGAACCGCCGGAACCAAGUUAUCCGUCAUUACCAGCCCUAUCGCCGAUAACGGUACCGGACACCAACUACGAACAAAGCCUGAGGGAUAUGAACUGCUCGGGAAGAGCAACCCCCUUUCCUUCCAACCCUCCAGACACGGACUCCGGUCUGGGCGACGACGAGACCACCAGGCCGAUCAACUGGGGCUCGGUUCUGAGCCUCACGAGCCAAACGGACUUGGAAUCGCUCAAUAACAAUGAACUAUACGCCGAGCUCGGUCUUAGUAGUAGUAGUAAUAGUGAAAAUUCCGAAUGGAAAGAAAACGUACGGACUGAGAACGAAUGGGAUGGCUUCAUGCAUGUCUUAGUGGGGGGCACGUAGCAUUAAACUGCUACUUAGUAUUAUAGGUCAGAUGUAACAAGGCUUAAGAAAUGAAAAAUAUCUUUUCGACACUUUUUAACAGGGUUGCCUUCCAAAAUGUACAACAAAAACGUAAAUAAGUAUUUAAAAGCACAAAAAGUUAACUAUUAGGGGUCGUAGUUCAACUUGCGAGCAAAAUCUUGUAUAUAAAUAUACCUACGAUAUUGUUUUUAACUAAAUUUUUUACAAAAACAAAAAUUGUCUGAGUGUUCUUGACUUUCAAAGGUUCUAUUAGACAGAUAGCCUCCUGAGCUGUUCUCUCUCUUAUUGCCUUUCCUCCUUAUGGAGUAUUGGGCGGUGUUGCGUUUCUUAGCCAAAAGUGAAAGAUGGUUGAUUGGCUGGAUCAGCGCAUACCUGAGCUGUUCUAUCACAGUACUAAUGUAAUGACAUAUACCCGUUUUGUUCUGUUCUCUUUUCUUGGUUGCCAUAUACAAACUACUUUCUUGACUGACUUUUUCCAUGUGUUUAUAUGUCAUUCUACACUUUUUGACACUUGGCGCAUAUUCAAAAUAUUUUUUCAUGCAUUUUGAAACUUUUGAUGCACCUUUGAGGUCUUUUGACAUUAUAUACGUCACAUUCUACGCGCUUGUCGCAUAUUUAACGCUGUUUGACAUAUAUUCGACGUUUUUGGCGCAUAUUUGAUGCUUUUGACGCAUAUUCGACCGUUUUAUCACAUUUUAGGUGUAUAUGCGCCGAUAAUGCCUUAAUAACCUUCAACAUGCGCCAAAAGCGUUGACUAUAUUCGAAUACGCGUCAAGGAAUGACGAAUAUGCAUCGAUUAUGCGUUGAAUACGCACCAAAAACUUCGAAUAAUCGUCAAAACCGUAAAGUAGCGUCCAUUAUGCGACAACUAUGCGCCAAAAACGUCGAAUAAUCGUCAAAUGCGAAAAGUAACGUUCAUUAUCCGUCGAAUAUGCGCCAAAAACCUCAAAAAGCGUAGAAUAUACUCUGAACAUCUUUCCCAACAAUAUUCCAUGCGUACAGCAUGGACAGAAUAGACAUAAGCAUUUUUUGACGUAUUCCCAUAACAUUGGGCGCAAUCUCACCAAAUAGCCCAUUAUCUUGUAGCUUAAAUACUAUUAUUGUUUAUUUUUGAUCCAUUUUUCACGUAUGGGUAAUCCAAUAAGUUGCUUACUAAUGUGAAACCCAAAUCUUGAAUUUUGGAUAUUGUAAUCGCAGAGUUAUGGACAAUAUACGUGGUCCUUGAUGAAAAUACUUUCUUCUUUACCAAAUAACGCCUUUUUUGGAAUUACUUCUUUUGCUAACUGAUUUUAUCAUUAAAUACAUCAGGGCAUAUAUCUUUCUUCUGGCUCUUCCCGUAUAAUCCUGGCUUAGCCUUAAUUCAGAUCGAAUUAUUUGGCCGUUGCAUGGUUGUUUUAAUGCUGAUUUCGUAAAAAUUCCUUAGAUAUCAAGAAUUCUCAUACAGCUUUUUGUUUUAUUUUAUAACUUUGCUAAACUUAAACCUAACAGCAUAGUAUACUAUUGGUAUACUAUUAUAAUAAACCACAAAACACAAUGUUUUGGGUUUUGUCACAAUAUAGAGUUAUUGAAGUGUUUUAUAGCGCAAUUUUAAUUUGACAUACAUAAUAUACUCAUGCGCAGUUUUGCAUCCUUUAUUACUGUCUUUUAAUAAAAUAAAGGAUGCCUAUAUUAAAAUUAAAUACAUGCCAGAGAACGCAUAUUUAAAGAUACCCUUAUUUUGACGUAACCUGUCAAAUUAUGCGUAGAAAGACAUCUAACUUCGCUUUUAUUUAUCACAUCCUGUAUAUCUUUGGAUAUUUGAUCAAAUAUGUUUUUUUAUAUAAUGAAUAUUGUUAAUAUGCGAAAACAACUAUUUCUUCGUCAUUAGCCCAGCUAAAAUAGCUGUUUCUAAUUAUUGCUCUUCCAUAUUAUAAGAUGAGUAUUAUGGAUUAUGGUAGAUAUUCUAUAAAUGACAAAAUAAUUAAAUUCAAUGUUUUACUCUUUUUAAUGAUCUUAUUUUAGUUUUUAAUCUAGGAUCUUAUCGUAGGUAACAAAUAGGAUCUUAUAGGUUAUUUUUAUGUUAUACAAACGUCAUUUGUCAAAAUUUCAAAUGUCAUUUGUCAAAAUAAGAGAUUCCUUUAAAAUGUUAGCAAUGGUCGAAUUCAGGAGAUGAAAAAGUGAGGGAGCAGUUCCCGAUGGAGCGGUAACAGUUGUGUUUCGUCUUGUGAACACUCUGUUCCCUAAAUUCGUGACAGCCUAUCACUUUCUGUUAUAUGUGAGGUACUUACCUCUGCACAAUAAAUUGUUUUUUUACUUCAUAAUCAUGGUCAAAGACCAUGGACUGUUUACCGAAUUAAAACAAGCUCACUGUCAUGGCGACCGUUCCGUAACACGUUCCGCAAGUAGCGCGACAUUCAGAGAACGAAUUCCCAAUAUGUAGUUGCGGAACCGCUCCGUCACUUUUUCGUCUCAUGAAUGCGACAAAUAACUCUGUAAUGUGACAAAUCCUAGUGUCUCCUAAGUUGUAUCACCUUUACAUUAUACAUAUGUAAAUUAAUGAACAAAUUCGACCCCUGAUCAACGAAACAUGAUACAUUCCAAUUCAAAGUAAACGAUCUAUAUAGUUCGACUUAUCUAUUACCAAAAACUCAGAUCGAUAUUUUUCAUAUACUGGCCUACUUUACUCAGGUUGUGAUUUUAAUAUUUUAGAAUGAAUUAUAAGGACAUGGUGCGUGUGAGAAUAUGCAGCUGAAAUUUCAAUCGUUUUCGAUUAUUUUACAUAUUAUUUCGAUACUGCGGGCCUAAGUAUGAUGAGAUACUUAAUUUUUUAUGAAUAAGAUUAGUGUGAUCUCCGAAUGCUCAAUUUAUUGGUCAUAGCAUAAGAAGACAACGUUUUAAUUAUGGAUUACCAAGACCAUUAUUAACUCAUCUCUGCUUUUUUUAAUGGUUCAGGUAUUUACCAAAAAAAGGUUCAGUUUACAAUUGGGGCUGUUCCACGAGGAUUCGCAGGGAAAACAGAAGUUUGGAAUAACAGGAGGCCAUGAGUCGUACCAUCUUAUCAUAAGAUUUAUUCGUGGAGCAUGCCCAGAACGUAUCCUGAACGUAACCAGAGGGAGAUCGCCUGCGCGUUACGUUUUCGGAGGGAAAUAUUCGACCUUAUUGAACGUCCAAUUUUGUAAUGCGCAGGGGUUCUCCCUCUGGGUACGUUCGGGUUAUACAGCGCGAAAAGACCUUAGAGGGAGUUAUGACAGAACUGUUUUAGCAUUUUUACUUUCAUACCAAGAGAGAGGUUGUCGCUCUUGCAGAAGACCCCAUCCGGUUGAAGGUGGAUCUUUCGAUGCGCGCUCUUAUCUCUUGGUUGUAUGUACCUGGUGCUGAAGUGGUUGUAGUGCGUCAUUCUUUCUACAGGGGUUUAGUUGACGUAGAGUUGACCUUUUUCUUGCUAAUUAUCAUAAGCUUUGUCAUUUUUACGUUUAUAUUGAGUCCAUAUUGUUCACUGUAAUACGUGAUUUUGUUAAUAAGGAUACAUUUAUCAGUUUCGUUCAAAGCUUCGAUAAAUAUUCUUUCAGAGUAGAGAUUGCAGAUUAGAGGGGACAAAAUACAGCCUUGCCUCACUCCACGCACGUUUUUCACAUAUUCGGUGUGUUCACCUUUAGGUGUGUUAUUGCAGAAUAAACUUUCUGCUGUAAUAUUCUUGGUCCAUCAUUUAUCUCUUUUUUAGCCCAAAGGUGGUAAUCCUUUGGUCUUUAAAUGGUUUCUCUAGGUAUUCUUUCCACGUUCUUAUUUUACUCUGUCUGUUUAAGAUGAUGUUUCCGUCAGAAUCACUUAGAUUUUCUUUCUGUCUCCGUCUUACUCUAUCUGUGAGUUCUUUAACUUCCCUAUGUAAAUUGUGACUAUCGUGUUUUGACUGUAGAGUCUCAAUUUUUUCGCAUCAUUCCACUGAUUCUUUUUCUUUGGCUUCUCUGAUUAUCCUUUUCAGUGCUUCUCUGAGUAAUGUGUACCUGUACUGGCCCUUUUCCUUGGAAAAAACGUCGAUUUAUAUUUAUAGACCUAUCCUUUCAGUUCUUAUUCAAUUUUUCUCCAACGUCCUAAGCAUUUUUUUUUCACCUUUAGCAUAUUGAUGAUAUUUCCAAGAAUGUUCAGUCUUACCGGUCCAAAAACAAAUAAUGAUUGACAAAUGUCAACAGAAGAGAUGGAAUUGCUGCGGAUUUAAGCUCUAUUUGGACUUUUUUGCACUGCAGUCACGUUUCGUUCUUUUAUAGGUCAUUCCCGACAAUAUGGUGCAUAAUUAUUUCAUUAUUAAUGAAGCAGAGAUGAGUCAAUAGUCAAUAGCGUUUAUUGAAGAUAGUUAUUGGAAAACCGUAUUUUUUUGCAUAAUCAUUUAUAACUCAUACACUUUUUCGUUUGAUAUUGAUUUUAUUACCUAGUUAUGUUAUAUGUAAUCAGAAUACCUAUUCUGUUAGGCUACAACAAAAACAAAAUACUUUAUGCUAUGAAGCUCAAAACGCAGAUUUAAAUUUACUUUUAGUACGCCAUAUUGGUGUGACGUCACGCAAUUUUUGAGGUUAUGAUUCUAAGCGAACAGAAUUUUCGAUAUUAUCAUAAGCUAUUUUGUGGCUUUAGAAUUAAAGCAUCAAUAAAACAUGGCGACGUGACGUCACUACUGCUGUGGCGUAUCAACUUGCUCCUGUAAGGGGGCAUUUUUUGUAUAUAUUGGAAUUGUGAAAAAGAAAGAACAAGUGUGCAUAUUGUACAUAAGAGAAAUUUUAUUCUAACUAGGUCUAUAUUUGUAAAUACUUAAUAAUAUAUAUGUUAUUAGAUACUUCAAAGAUUGUGUAAAAAUAAUUUUAUUGAGAAAAAUCGCAAUAUGGUUCUACAUAAUUCAAAUUAGCUCCCUGGCUCGUUUUUGGAUCCCACUUUGAGUUUCAUUGAUUUAAACAAAAGUUUUUUUUAACUUAACCUAGUUCUAAAGCCAGGCAGUUAGAUCAUCGCAAUUCACCUCUCACUUCUAAAAGUCUACAUUGAUGCCAGAUUUUAGUAAUAUUUUUUCACAAGCUCAGAUAUGACCAGAUUUUCUGUAAUAUCGUUUAGUCUAGGGCCAGUCUUGUUUCGUGGCCUAUCAAAAUGCACGUAGUUUUAGAGUGUAUUUUUUAUGUAUUUGACUCGAAUGGUUCUAAUUAUUGGAUCAAGGUUUGUCAAACAUCAUUUUGUAGGUUUUUUAAAGAAACAAAUUGCAUUUUGUAAAAAUGAUUUCUAUUUUUUAGUGUGCGAAUGUUAAUCAGCAAGUCAAAUACAUACAAAUACACUCUGAAAUACUGUGGACUUUGAUCGGGCACAAAACAGCCCAGACCCUGAACUAUGUGACCAGAUUUUGUGUAGUAUCAUUUUUUAUCAUUUAAGUUAACAAAAAUCCAGCCAGGGAGCAAAAUUCUAGUCCCUCAUUUACCCAUUAUUCAAGACAGUAGAAGCCAGUAUUAGAAGAAUUGGUACACAAAAAAACAGUUACUUAACAUUUUAAAAUUUGAAUACCGUCCCGAGUACUUCUUGAACAAUGGUAAAUUUGAAAAAUAUUUGUAGAUGUAUACCAUGUUAUUUAUAUAGUAAAUCAAAGCCUGGUUCAAACGUUUAAUGUUUGUUGGCCUAUUUUGUAAACACCCCACCCCGUAUUUGACAGAAGAAAAAUAUAUCUGUAUUUUUGUUUUCAAAACUUGGCUGUGCGUCGCAAGGCAAGAGGCCAUAGAAAAAUAUGAAGUAGAAGAAAAUUUUUGCUUUAACAGGUGCUAUAGAGAACAAAACGACAAAAACUAUGAGGUUAAAGUAAAAAUUGAAUAAAAAUUACUCAUUUGCCAUAAUUUUUUACUUAAAUCUUUUGAUAUUCACUAAAAUAUUUUUUUCUUCUGUUAAUGUUGUGUGGUUUUAACUGAUAAAAAUUAUUUCAACUGUCAAUUUCUUGCCAUGACAUUAUUGUUUUAAAAUUUUAACCAAAAUCUGUGCUUAUUUUUCAUGUCGCAGUGCAAUGACUUCAUAUUUUGUUAGAAACAACAAUUAGGGAUUCCAAUGAACUGUCAGUGGUGGCCGGUGGAUGGCUAAACUGACAUGGCCAUAGACAUAGAUAAGGGGGGUGGUCAUCGCGUAUCUAAUGUUUACAUUAAAUAUUGACAAAUUUGUAAAGAAUAUCCUGUCUGGAUUUGUUUUUUUGUUAAUUGUUUAGCGAAAUCUGUGAAAUUGUGAUAGCAAUUUAAAUAUGAAGUGGUUUAAUAAUUGGAUACGCCUAUGGAUGACAGUUUUGCCAUCCAGCAGCCAUAUUAUAUCACGUGAUUUGGAAUGCCUAAUUUUAUUGACAUAACUUAAAGAUUUAUUCAGUUUAACAGACUGAAUUUUUAGUAAAAUUCGUUUUAUUUGGUUGGCACUGCCAUACAUCGUUGUUGCUUCUUUUGCAACAUCCCCAUCGUCCCGCAGUCACUUUGCAGUGUGGGCAGCAUAUCCCAAUAUAAAAUUUAUGGAACCUUGCAGCUCAGUGUUGCCGGUUUUAAGCAGACGAACUUAAAGUCCGUCUAAUAGAAUAUUCCAGAAGUCCAAAACAUCUUGAUUUGAAAAUCUGUGGGUUUUAUUAUUUUUAAAUAAUUCAUAGAUAGGUACUAGGAAAGAUAUUUAUACGAUAUUAAAGAUAUAUCAUUUGAAUAUUAAUUAUAAUUAGCCUGUGAUUAAUAUUAUAUUUACUAGUUAUUUAUGAUAUAAGUGUUAAAAGUACAAUUUUAAGUCACGCAUGUGAAAGUUUGCAGAAUGAGCGAAGCGAAUUCUGCAAUUCACAUGAGUGCCUUAAAAAUGUACUUUUUAACACGUGUACUUUGUACGCACGUAAGAAGUUAUACUUCUAUUAUAUGAUUUCAACGCAAUAAAUAUACUUUCAACAGGUUAUUUGUAUUUAAAGAUUCAACUAAUUUUAACUUACUACUUUCCAAAAAUUUUUAUUAAAACAAUACUAAAAAUAAAAAAAGUUAGAUAACACACGGAUUCAAACCGGGGACCUUUCGAUCUCCAUCUCCGGUCGAACGCGCUACCACCGAGCUAAACUCCCUUUGCUUUGACAGCUUACAAGAUUUCUCAUACAUACUGACAAAUUUAAUAGACCAAGUGAGGUAUAAAAAUACUUUAAAAUUUAUUUAAUAGAAAUAUUAAUAUCUCUUGGCAACACUGUUCUUCAUAAUAAUCUGUACUGAAAGGUGACCGUGGAACGCAGUAUAGACGAUAAUGCAUUUACUUUGGUUGUGAAAAUAAUUUAUUUCGAAAAAAUAUUAGUAAAUGCACAGAUGUGUUUUGCAUCGAAGCAGUAGGUAUGACAUAAUGCUAAACAAUGUUUCAUGUUUGACAUACGGCAUAUAAAGUUGAUUCUUCUUUUUUAGCUAACAAGUUAAACUAAGUUCAGUUUCUAAUCAAAGUUUCUAAAGUUUUUAUAUAUUGGUUUAUAUUCUAUGAUAUUAUUUGCCAAUUUUGAUCAAAUAAAAGAUUAUUCAGUUUGUCACAAACGAUAUACCUAACAUUUUUAUGAAAUAAACUAUUAAUGUAAUACUACAUGUCGGUUUAUGACGUUCUCCGCCGUUUUCCGACUUGUAAUCGCCAGGUUGUUCCAUAGGUCCUCUUUUAUGUUUCUUUCUCCCAGCUCUUGAUCUAUUCCUUCGCUCCAACUUGUCCUCGGUCUACCUCGUGUUCUCUUUUCUCCUGGUUGUCAUUUUAGUACUUCCCUUGGUAUUCGUUGUUCAUCCGUUCUUUGUAUAUGUCCGAACCAGCUAAGUUGUUUUAUCGAUAAGUGAUCCAUGAUUGUUCAUUGUAUUGCAUUCAUUGGUAAUCCUUUCUCUUCUAGAUCUUCCUGUCGCACUUCUUCAAAAAUCAAUUUCCGUUGCUCCCAGUGUUGCCAAUGUUCUUUCUAAGAGGUCCUACCUCACAGCUUGUAUGAGUGAUAUUUUUCACUAUAGUCUCAUAUAUCCGUUUUUUAUUUUCUUUGCUGAUGGAUUGGUCCCAUAAAAUGCUGUAAUGGCUUUUCCCCCUGUCGUAUUUUUUUCUCUUAUGGCUUUGUCUAAUGUUCCAUCGUGCUAAAUAUUUAUAUCUAUGAAAUCUUUUUGUUGUCCUCCAAUGUACAAGUAUUCUGUUUUAUUUUUAUUGACUUCUAGACCCCAUACUUUUCAAUUAAUUUUUGGGCCAUAUAGCUUAAAUCGUCAUAAUCUUGAGCCUCUAUUACUUGAUCUGAUCGUCUGCAAAGUUGAGUGUACAUACCAUAGUGUUGGUGAGUAGUAUCCCAUUUGUUCUACAUUUUUAAAGCACUUUCGAGGUAUAUUUUAAAUAAACAGGAGACAGGCAACAUCCUUGCUUCUAUUCCUUUGAUGUUACAAAUCCUGUUGUUAUUUUUGUCCCUGUUUUUAUUUUUGUUAUGUGUUGAUUGUAUAGUACUUUGACGGUUUUUAUUAAUUCUAUGAAUUGAUAUUCGUGCUUUCCAUUGAUUGCCACAGUUUCUUUAGUGGAACGCUGUCGUAGGCUUUCAAUAGGUCGACGAACAAAAUAUGCAUUCCUUGAUUGCGUGCCAUCUUUUUUUGAUUUUUUUCCAAAUCUUGCAAAUCAUAGAAUAAUGCUAUCUGGUGAGGCAAUUUAUUUAUUGUUUUAAGUGCCUAAGAAUCUGAACUUAUUAAAAGAUUUAUCUAUGUGAUAAAACUGCAUGUUGUCUUGCAUCGAUAAAUAUAUUGUUUGAAAAAUACCACAUAUAUUGUUCAUUUUUUCAGUGAAUGCCAAACCUAGAAAAAAAAUUGAGCCAAAAGAUCAAAAUAUCAAGUAAUUGAAGUUCUACAUAUAUGUGAAGUCAUUGUAUUGUUCAAACCUCGUAUCAAUUUCAACUUCCAUUGGUAACGAAUACAAAACAAAGGGCACAAAUAAAAAAUGUUAUAGGAAAAAUACUAAAUAAGAACUUGUUGUGGUGAGAUAUUAAGUUUGUUCCCACCGAAUAGUUGAAUUUUAUAAGAAUCAUAAGGCAAUCAAUAUUAUACUGUUUUUAUAUAGAUAUAAAAUUGCUGUGUCUAAUUCUAAAGGAAAAAUAUAUGUGCACAGAAAUUUUUAAAUAUUUUGAUAAACGUUGCAAUAAUGAAAAAUUGAAAUAAUGUAAAUGGGACCCUUGAAAUGGCAAAAAUGAUUCAAACAAAAACAGAUGGAAAGCCAGUGUCGAAUAAGAAUACCAAUUAAACAAUAAUUUUUUAUAAUAUCCAAAUUUUUGUUCAAAAUUCAUACUCCACACUCAAUAAUGUAAAACCUUAUUUUCUAUUAAAACACAAAUAUCGUUACUAAAUAUUUGUUUUUAAAUUCAAUAUAAUUGUUAAUAAAAUCAUUUUUUUAGUAAAAUUGUGGCUUAUUUCCCAUCAAAACUAGUUAAUUGCAAAAAUGCCACAAGAAAAUAGCUUCAGAACAACAAUAUAACAAUGUUUCAAUAAUACUAAAUAAAGUGCACCGCACACAUCUUAUGGAAAAUAUAAUGUCACUCAAAUACAAUAAAAAAUUACAUGAAUAUAGUCGUCUCGAAAUUACAAUCAUUUCGUAUCACAGCGCCAACUCUGAAUGUUGAUUAAUAACGUCGUAAAUUGAUAUAAAUAAAUCUAACAAAUAGGUUAAAAUGAGAACAGAGAUUUUGUGAAUCUGCAGUUCGUAAAUCUUUCUGCAGGUAUUAAGGUCUCUUAUCUUAUAGAUAAUAAAUGACAAUGCACUUCCAGUGAAGCACGUCAAAAUAAGGGUCAGCUUCACGCUGUGUUAAGCCGUUUUCAAUAGCGACUAGACUAAUAGUAUUUAUGAAUAGGACAGUUUUAUGAACUUCAAAAAUGGUAUUUUCAUAAACUUCAAUUACAAUUUUACGCCGUUAUUAAUCAAAAUUGAAAGUUAGCGCAAUGAUAUGAAAUUAUUGUAAUUUCAAAUAAAUCUUGUGUAUUUGAGUGACAUUACAUUUUCCAUAAGAUGUGUGCGGUGUCCUUUACUAUUCCCUAUAUAUUUCACAGAACCAUACUAUGCAUCUUCAAUGUAAUUGACUGAAAUCUUUCAAAUUUUAUUUAUUUUAUCAACAAAACAUUUAUGUGACUGAAUAUUACUAUGUUUUACCUGUAUCUUCAGUUGCAGAGUGCAACACGAAUCACAAAUUUCCUGCUUUUGUUUCUACAAACUUACCUUUUGACUUCUUAGUAUGUUCAACUAUUUUGACAUUGUCUCUUUUUUAUUUCUUUCGUUUAUUAUUUUAUUUCCUUUAUUUGCCUAGUUUUCUUUCUUCUUCUUCAGCCUUAAGUAGGUAAUCCAACUUUGGACAUAGCUUUUCCCAAUUCAAUCUUCAAUCCAGUGUUUUCUAUUUUACGCCAUUUGCUUCCAUUUGUGUCCUCCAACUUAAUGUCAUCAGCCCAUCUCAUCUGUGGCCUUCCUCUGCUUCUCCUUCCUAACCAUGAUCUCCAUUGUUGUAUUUCGUGGUUCCAUCUUUUAUCCUUCAGUCGGGCAUUGUGUCCUUCCUGCGAAGCUCCUUUUUAAUUUGACCUAGUUUUUUUUAAAAACCUGUUAAUUUGUAUGCCCUUUAUGCUCCUAUACCUUUUAUUGAAAUAUCCAUAAAAUGUCAAAAUCACAAUUAAUUGUCAACGAUGACAGUUAAAUGACAUUUAGAACAGUUAAAUGUCAAUAAUGACAUUUAAAUGAAAUUUAGGACAAGUAAAUGUUAAGAAUGACAGUUAAAUGACAUUUAGGACAAUUAAAUGUCAAGAAUGAUAGUUAAAUGACAUUUAGGACGCUUAGUUGAACGUAUAUUAGUGAUUUAUCAACUUCUAAUAUUUACGGUAUCAUUUAGACUGGUUUCUCAUCUGAUUUUUAGUACUUUAAUGAGAAGGAAGAGUUCAAGGGUUUUGUAGUAGAAUUCUUGUCGUCCCACAUCGACGUAAUGUCAAUAAAUUUUACGUACAACACUUAAAUGUGUGCAAGUAACAUGUGAUAUCAUGUAAUAUGUUAGUGUUAAAAAAUAAAUUGGUAUAUAUACAUAUUACCUCAUUUAUUGUUUUAUAUUUUUAUGUUUUAAUAUAAUGAAAUGAGUCAA
Molecule: messenger RNA, 12492 nt
Organism: Diabrotica virgifera virgifera (western corn rootworm)
Lineage: Eukaryota; Metazoa; Arthropoda; Insecta; Coleoptera; Chrysomelidae
Gene: tara
Exons: 5
Coding region: 339-1400 (353 amino acids)
Cellular component (GO): nucleus
Molecular function (GO): transcription regulator activity
Source: RefSeq, a predicted model, not a curated record